UCGCCAGCCUGUUGCGCUUGAGCGGGGAAAGAGAUGCGAGGGGUGGCGGCCGCCGCGGAGAUGGGCGUCUGGCUGCUGCUGCUCUGGUGUGGAGCCUCCCGCGCCGCCAGCAUCUACCUGAGCAGCUGGGCGGUGCGCGUCCCCGGCGGCGCCCAGGAGGCUCAGCGCCUGGCCCGCAGGCACGGACUGCUCUACCUGGGCCAGGUGAUUGAUGGAGGAUCCUACUACCACCUGAAACACAGGGGCAUGGCGCAGAAGUCUUUGACGCGGCACUGGGGGUGGCACCUCCGCCUGAAGAGAGAGCCUCAGAUCCCGUGGUUUGAACAGCAGACGCUGAAGAGGCGAAGAAAGAGAACAGCCGCGGUUGUCCCCACCGAUCCAUGGUUCCAUAAGCAGUGGUAUAUGAACAACGACAUCAUUCCAGACCUCAGUGUCCUCACAGCAUGGAGCCAGGGCUAUACCGGCUUGGGCGUAGUGGUGAGCGUUUUAGACGACGGGGUCGAGAAGGACCAUCCUGACCUUGUGGCUAACUAUGAUCCUAUGGCAAGUUACGACUUUAAUGACAACGAUCCAGACCCUCAGCCACGAUACAACACGUGGAAUGAGAACAGGCACGGGACACGCUGUGCAGGAGAGGUCGCUGCCACCGCUAACAACCACGUGUGUGGAGCCGGUAUCGCGUACAGGGCAAAAAUUGGGGGAGUGAGGAUGCUUGAUGGCGUCGUGAACGAUAUCGUGGAGGCCCAGUCGCUGAGCCUCCGCCCGCAGCACAUCGACAUCUACAGUGCCAGUUGGGGCCCAGAGGAUGAUGGGAAGACCGUGGAUGGCCCCGGGGUCCUGGCCAGGGAGGCCUUCCACAAGGGGGUAGCCAGUGGGCGUGGCGGGCUGGGCUCUCUCUUCAUCUGGGCCUCGGGGAACGGCGGCCUUCGGAAGGACAACUGCAACUGCGACGGCUACACCAACAGCAUCUACACCCUGUCCGUGGGCAGCGCCACUGAGACCGGCAGGGUGCCUUGGUACAACGAGGCCUGCGCCUCCACCCUCACCGCCACGUACAGCAGCGGGGCUCGGGGCGAGAAGCAGAUCGUGACCACAGACUUGCGACACACCUGCACAGGCAGUCAUACGGGCACCUCUGCCUCGGCCCCCCUGGCAGCUGGCCUGAUUGCCCUCGCUUUGGAGGCCAACCCAGACCUGACCUGGAGAGACACACAGCACCUGGUGGUGAGAGCUUCCAGCCCGGCUCACCUGCAGGCCGACGACUGGGCAGUGAAUGGAGUCGGGCGCAAAGUCAGCCACUACUACGGAUACGGGCUCUUGAACGCCGGGGACUUGGUGGAGAUGGCGAAGGGGUGGAAGAGGACCCGGCCUCAGCGGAAAUGCUUCAUUUGGGUGGUCCACGCACCAUUGGCCAUCGGGUCGCGGCUGUCCAUCUCCAAGAACGCCUCCUCCGCCCCCUGCCUCCAGAAGAGGAACCGGGGCAUCCACUCCCUGGAGCAUGUCCAGGCGCAGCUGUCGCUCAGUUACAGCCGGAGGGGAGAUCUGGCCAUCUCACUGACCAGUCCGAUGGGAACAACCUCAACCCUGGUGGACAUCAGGCCGUACGACACCAGCAGGGAAGGCUACAAGGACUGGUCCUUCAUGUCCACGCACUACUGGGAUGAAGAUCCCCAGGGAAUCUGGACCCUUCUCCUGGAAAACAAGGGGGAUGCGUAUAAUUCAGGGUUCCUCAGGAACUUUGUGUUAAAAUUGUACGGGACUGAUGAAGACAUGACAGCCCGACAGGCAGCUCCCCCAGUGUUGAGCAAGUGCGUGCAACACAGCCAUGACGGCACAUGCCAGGAAUGCCCCAGUCCGUUCUUCGCAGUCCAGCACCUCUGCCUCUCCUACUGCCCCCCCAGGUACUACAGUCUGUCCCGACUGGCUUUGAGCCCCAAUGGGACCCCGCACACAAUCCAGGCCUGUGCCGCUUGUGACCCAUCGUGCUACACCUGCCUGGCGGGGUCGGCCCACAACUGCAGCACCUGCCCGUCCCACAGCACAUACGAGGAGCGCUCCCACGCCUGUCUGCGGCCUCCGUCCAUCUCCUAUGUGCCCCAUGGGGGUGUUUUUGCUCUGGGGGACAGGCGUCUCCUCCUGGUCGUUGUGAUCUUGCUGGGCGUAGGACCUGUGGCUUUUUGCGUCCUCUGUGCCCUGUGUCGCUUGGUGAGCCGUGUGGGCGCGUGGCAGAAACAGGCGGGGUCCGAUGCAGAAUGUGGGACAGUCAGCCUGGAGCUCCUCUACCUCCACCACCCUGGGGCCAAGGAGAGUGUGAAGAGGCUGUGGUAGAAAUCUUUCCUGCCGCCCAGACGGCAGGCUGCCCUCCUGAAUUACUUGAAGCACCCUCCCCUGUUAUUUAUUUCUCCGAAUGGUUCUUGGAUCCCCUGAGAAAGCAAUAAAUGCUCAGCCUGA
Candoia aspera is the source of this 2451-nucleotide messenger RNA. RefSeq names its product proprotein convertase subtilisin/kexin type 4 (gene PCSK4). NCBI's taxonomy places the organism in Eukaryota, Metazoa, Chordata, Lepidosauria, Squamata, Candoiidae. Gene Ontology annotation, cellular component: trans-Golgi network; Golgi membrane. Gene Ontology annotation, molecular function: serine-type endopeptidase activity. Gene Ontology annotation, biological process: peptide hormone processing. The record is from RefSeq and is a predicted model, not a curated record. The transcript has 15 exons. The coding region runs from base 34 to 2328 and encodes 764 amino acids.